UCGGGUUGUGAACGCGCGCGGGGCGCUGUGGCUCUUCCUGGCUCGUGCGGGGCCGUUGGAGCCUCUCCCGGAGCCGGAGAAGAGUUUGUGUCUCCCGGCUCUGGGCAUGCGCAGAUGGAGGGGGGAAGAGUGCCGCAUGCUGCUGCUUCCUGGCGCUGCGGGGCCGGGCGGAGCAGGAGGGUCUGUGCCGGGGAGACCCAUUAACCCCCCCGUGCCCGGCCCGCGCCCUGCUCCCGCUGGGGCCGCCCCGGGCUCUGCCUGCCCCGCUGCGGCGCUGCAGCCUCCAGGCUACAGAAUAACGUCCACGUUUCGCUCCAGAUCAUCCCGUCCUCCCAGAGGGAAGGAAAUAGCUGCAAUGGAGCUGGCUCAGGGGCCGGUGACUUUUGAGGAGGUGGCUGUGUAUUUCACCAGUGGAGAGGGGGCUCUGCUGGACCCCACUCAGAGAGACCUCUACAGGGAUGUCAUGCAGGAGAACUAUGAGACGGUGGUCUUUCUGGGGUUUCCAGUUUCCAAACCUGAUGUGAUCUCGCAGCUGGAACGAGGGGAAGAGCCGUGGGUUCCAGACCUCCAGGGCUCUGAGAAAAAAGUGCUCCCGAGAGCUGCCUGCACAGGUGUUGGGAUGGUGAGUGAGAAUGAGGAGAAUCCCCAGCAGGAAGAUGCUGAGCAAGUAGAACCACAUGGGACGUUAUCAGGAAGAUCCAAAGGGAAUGUUUCCGGGAGUUGUGCACUCCCAGAAAAAGCAAAAGCCUGUAAGACUCAGCAGAGGCCAGAGGAAAACUUCAGUAGCCACUCAGACCUUAUUACACGUGAGAGAAUCAACUUGAAAAAGACACGCUACACAUGCCAUGAGUGUGGGAAAAGCUUCAUUGGUAGUUCAGCCCUCAUCUUACAUCAGCGAAUCCACACAGGAGAGAUGCCCUACAUAUGCUCUGAGUGCGGGAAAAGCUUCAAUCAGAGCUCUGCCCUGAUCACACAUCAGAUUAUCCACACGGAUGAGAAACCUUAUGGAUGUCCUGAGUGUGGGAAACGCUUCAAUUGGAGCUCACACCUUAUCAGUCAUAGGAGAAUCCACACGGGUGAGAAACCUUAUGGAUGCUUUGAGUGUGGGAAACGCUUCAAUGCUAGUUCAGCCCUCAUCUCACAUCAGCGAAUCCACACGGGGGAGACGCCCUACACAUGCUCUGAGUGUGGGAAAAGCUUCAAUCAGAGCUCUGCCCUGAUCACACAUCAGAGAAUCCACACAGGAGAGAUGCCCUACACAUGCUCUGAGUGCGGGAAAAGCUUCAAACAGAGCUCUACCCUUAGCAGACAUCACAGAAUCCACACAGGAGAGAGACCCUACACAUGCUCUGAGUGCGGGAAAAGCUUCAGUUAUAGCUCAGUCCUUACUCGACAUCAGAAAAUCCACAUGGGAGAGAACUGUAAGAUGUGCCUUGACUAGGGCUGGCCAAAAAUUUUUUUUUUUUUUUUUUUUAAAUCACAUUUGCUAAUUCCCACAUAGUGAUCUCUGCACCAUUUUCACCGUGGUCUCUCAGCUCCCCCAGAUGAGUUGCCUGCUUCUGCCUUUUGCAGCUCACCUUCUUUGGGGUCCGUCCUGUGAUCUUUUCUAUCAACUCCUUUCCUUUUGAGUCAUAGGAGUGUGUGUCCCUCCAGCCAGGAAUGUUCAUCCGCUCCAGGUGGGAGGGAGAGGUUUGAUCCCAACAAGCUACACUGAGGCAAAAACUACCUGUGCUUUACAUCCACUAGGACUGUACAUGGCGUUGGCUGCUCAAGUUAGUGAUCUUGGUGUAAAAAGACAAUUAUAGUUGUAGUGCAGAUGCAGCCCAGGUGCAGUGGUUGGCAUUAGCUUUCCCCUUGACCUGACCUAAACUCCAUGACUUUUCCUAGUCUAAACAAACCCUGAGCAUCAAGGUUAUACUGUCCCCCCAUUUCAAAGCAAUUGUUAGUCAUCAAGUUUCCCCUUGGGGAACAAAUUGUUUCAUUCCCAGUUGUUCUCAUGUUGCUUCAGGUUGUGCUGGAGAGCAGAUAUUUUUACUACCGUUCUCCUCACUUAAAAUAUAUUGGACUAUAACAAAGAGCAGGAAGAGGGCAGAGGGAUUCAAUUGGUUAGGUCAAUAUUUUUUCUAAAGGGUGGGGAAGAGUAUUCCCUAGUAAAUGACUUGUAACUAAGCAAAAUACCCAUGCAUUUGGCCCCCAAAGCAGUUGUGGCCAAGGCCCUGCAGGAGGUCGCUCCUGAAGAUAUCUCCUUUCUAAUCAGGUGCAUUUUGUCUUUUAUUUGGGAAAUGCUAUCCCUUUCUAGGUAGAGAUGGGAAAAAUGGAAGUGACAUUUCUGUUCAGCUCACCCCUUGGGAGAUGCUGCAAAUGUGUAGAAAAUGAAAUCUGUGUUGAAUGUGAUAAUAAGUAUCUUUCUGCAACUAUUUCAAUAGAUACCUGACAUUUGUUGUCUUACAGGGAUUCUAAGCAGUACCUGAAUUUAGUCCUUAAUUUAAAUCUGUGCCACCAGAUUCACGAAAUAAAAGGGCAUAUUUGGGGGAGUUAUACCUCAUUAUUGCUACUGAUACGUUGUAUGGUUGGUGAAGAAUUCUACGCCAGAGAAGUGUAAAAUAACUCCAAGUAAGGUCAAAGAUUUUACAAGAACUCAAGUAGAAAUUGCUGGUACGAAUGGUUGAUUUUCACCCAAAAAAUGAACGCUAUGCUGACCUGUAGCCCAGGUAAACUAUUUUUAGAACAUUGCUCCCUAGUUAAGUGGCAUUUAUAACACUGCUAAAGGAUGCCAUGGUUAAAUUGGGAACAACUGUCUUUUACCAUUUGGAUCCAAAGUUUCAUGAAGCACAGAGAGAAACAGCUGAUUCCUUCAGAGCCGUUCCGCCUAUGGGUCCCAAUCUGGCUGCCUUUUUGGACAAGAAGCACUUCCAUGCUGGGCAAAUGAUGGUAGCCAAUGAGGGAAUGUAUCAGAUUCCAAGUUCAGAAUGCAGGAUACAUGAAUGCUGAGUCUAGAGUCUGUGGUUUGGACUCUUAGGUUUGCUCUUGAGUCUAAUACAUUGGUAUCACUUCUCUGCCUUCUACUACUAUGAAAGAUUAGAAAGUGUGAAAAUAGAGCAUAGGUGGUUUUUCUCAUGAUGCAAUCUUCCCACGUAGUGUGAGACCCCUUCCACCCACAGUUAUAGGAGAAGACGCAGGGAGAAAUGAACUCAAAGAAAUGGAAGGCUCCUAGGUUAUUGUAGAAUGUGACUUCACACAAAGCUCACUGGGUGGAAAUGGGAAUUAAGAGAAAACUGCCCUAUCGGUUUAUAUUUUGUAAUCUUUGAAUAGGUUGUUACCAGUGACAAUGAAAUUAAACAUGAAGUUAAUUAGUGUAACGUGUAGUAAGAGGAGGCCCUGAGAUAUAAACCUUGGUAUCAGAGGCCUGGUAUGAGGCCUGAACUAAGGUAAUGGUCAAGACUUUGCUAACAUAAAGCAAAGUUAAGCUGUGAGCCAGAAGCAGGCCCUGCUUACAGAAGCUGGCAAGGAAAGGGCUGAUGCUGCAAAAAGAGACAUACCUAAAAGGUACGGGACACCAGAUAUCAGAACAUAUACUAUACUGGAACAUUCCACAGAUAACAAGGAACAGGCCGACCCAUCCCAAUGACAGGGGCAAAAGGGUAAAAUGAUGGAUAGAGUUGUUUUGAUCGAACCAACAUGUACAAGGUGAGAGGCGGCACCUUACUACAUAGAGGGGUUGUACCUUGCUGCGUAGAGGGGUUGCACCUCAAUACGUCAGGAGUGAUGUGUAACUUGUUUGUACCUGUGUAUAAAAAUGUAUCCCUGGGGUGGUGUCUUUGUCCGGCCAUGGGGGCAGUGGAAAGUCCCGCCACUGAGCCGGGUCCUUGCCAAGAGGCACUUUUCUCGUAGUAUGCCCUGAAUUAGGCUCAGAAACCUACAGGGAACUGCAAUUGUGUCUGAGAUCGCAAUAAACCUGGCCGAGGUGCCUUUGUACCUUA
Malaclemys terrapin pileata is the source of this 3980-nucleotide messenger RNA. RefSeq names its product zinc finger protein 383-like. The record is from RefSeq and is a predicted model, not a curated record. Lineage: Eukaryota; Metazoa; Chordata; Testudines; Emydidae. Gene Ontology annotation, molecular function: DNA-binding transcription repressor activity, RNA polymerase II-specific. Gene Ontology annotation, biological process: negative regulation of transcription by RNA polymerase II. The coding region runs from base 107 to 1441 and encodes 444 amino acids. The transcript has 5 exons.